Ruditapes philippinarum (Manila clam) is the source of this 2201-nucleotide messenger RNA. Its product is annotated as arginine/serine-rich coiled-coil protein 2-like. Bases 72 to 1364 code for a protein of 430 amino acids. The record is from RefSeq and is a predicted model, not a curated record. NCBI's taxonomy places the organism in Eukaryota, Metazoa, Mollusca, Bivalvia, Venerida, Veneridae. The transcript is spliced from 6 exons. Gene Ontology annotation, molecular function: calcium ion binding.
UUCUGUAUGUAUUAGCGACAGCAGACGACACAUAAACAGACUGUUGUUGUCAUGGUGGCACGUGAGGUCACAUGUACCAAUCAAAAAGUAGCAUUUGGAAGCUUGCUUUAAAAGUUCAAUUGUGUUGUUCAUUUAAGAAUUUUCAGAUCAUAAAUUGUGACAAACUUAUCAAUCUUCCAAAACAGGCUAGGUUAAAUAACUUAAACAUGGGAGAUUUAACGGAGUUUCCUACAGAAACGGAGCUCAGAGCGGUGUUUGACGAUUGUGCGAAUGGCGAUGAAUGGCUCACGAUGGACGAGUUUACAAGCUUUUGUUACAGAUUCUACCUGUCUCCUACCACAAAGUAUGUCAACAGCUUGUUUCAGGAUCUGGAUAAAGAUGGAAAUGAAAAAUUAUCAUAUGAAGAGGUGAAGGUCUUAUUGGAGAAACAAUGGUGUCCUAUGGAUGAAAGAAAGGAGGCCUUCAAAACCUGUUUGGCAGCUUGCAGAACAAAAACGGGUCCAAUAGACCGCGAUGAAUUAAGACAAAUAUUAAGCGGAGGAGACGAUGCUGAAGCACUAACUGAUGAGGACAUUGAUUUCAUCUUCAAUAAAAUGGACCUGGACGGUAAUAAGGAGGUCACUGAAGACGAGCUGGUUAAAAUUCUUUUCGGAAUGGAUGAUGGCGCAAGAAGCCGAGCAGUGUCACAAUAUGGUAAGAGACGGAAAGGCAGAUCCCGAAGCCGUUCAAAAGGGAGAAAACGUAGUAAAUCUAGAUCUAAGGAAAGAAAGCGAAGUGGAUCGAGAGGGAGAAAGCAUAGCCGUAGUAGUUCCAGGGGUAGAAAGCACAGUCGAAGCGGAUCAAGACAUAGAAAAAAGAGUAAAAGUAGAAGUCGAAGUAGAUCUGGACAUAGACGAAAAAGUAGAAGUCGAAGUGGAUCUGGACACAGAAGAAGGAGCAGAAGUAGAAGCGGGUCUGGGCAUAGAAGGAAAAGUAGAAGUCGGUCUAGAGAUCGUCAUGACUCCAAUGAAAGGCACAAUGAACAAAAUUUCUUUGAAGAAGUAAAAUCAGGCAUAGAACAUGAACAACAAAAUAUGAAAAAUAGUGAACAAGCUACUGAAUCUGGUACUCAGGAAACUCAACAAGAUAUCGCUCAACAAGAUACUAUCGAACAAAAACAAGAUGGAAGUGAGCAAAAGGACGAAACAAGUGAGCAAAAGGAGGAAACAAGUGAGCAAAAGGACGAAACAAUUGAGCAAAGUAAUGAGCAAAAAUCUGAAAGUAAUGAGCAAAAGGAAAAAGAGGAUGCUCAAGUCACUGAAACAAAUGAACAAAAAGCCGAACCAACUGAAACAAACGAAGAAGUUCAACAGGCUGAAAGUUAAAAUUUGAACCACAUAUAAAGGUUUGGAAAUGACACAAUUACAGAAACACACGAUUUAUAAUAAAUUUAUAAUGUAUGUUAAUAUAAGGAAAACGUCUGAAUGGGUUAACGAACAUAACCUAACAAUAUUUACUACUGAAGGUUCAAUAAUUGUAUAUUCAUUGGACAAAAGUGUUAUACAAAAUAACGUGCUCUAGAAAUGUCAUUUUUUUUAAAUUUGUCUCUUUUGCCUAGUCAAAAAAGAUUCGGGCUUUUACACGAUUCUAUAUAUAGAUUUCAUUGUUAUUUAUAUUUUUAAUUUCAACUACCUAUUGCUUAAAAAAAUUCUGAUUUGAAAGCUGGGAAUUCCUUGCAUCAAUUUAUUUACAUGUAAAUUGGUUUCAUAUUUUUGUUUAAUUAACUCAUUUGCAAUGCUGAAAAAGAAGCACAACAAUACGCAAUAUCACAAUUUUGCACUUGACGAUGAUUUACGGUACUCCAUUUAGGAGGACAGCUUGUAUGAUUUCGACAAAGCUCGUCUUUUUUGUCAAUUCCCGUCGUUUCCAUUACAAUCUGACAAGACAACACCAUUUGUUGUUUCUGGUACCUAAGACACGUAUUGAUAUUUACGGAGAGUGACGAAAUUUGUCGAUUUUACACGAUCUUAUAAUGGAGGCAGUACCUUUAUGAGAGAAACAAUACAUUCACAACGCUGAGGAUGGUUUCAUACACAUGUUAAAUAAAUGUUGAUAUAUCUAGAUUCAAAGUACUAGUAGUGUAUUUCUUUUGCACAUUUUUGUUGUUGUAAAUGUUAUAUUUAAGUCUUUUAUGUAGACUAGUAAUUUCUUAAAUAAAAAUA